AUGAAGGGCAAGAAGCGGUUGUCUUAUGUGCCUGGCUUACGCGGGUAUUUCUGGUUAUUUGUUGCGCUCUGGCUUCUGGAGCAGCAAUAUGUGUACUCAUCACGCGCAUCAGGAAAGAAGGCCGCCGGGGUGAAUGCAGAGUUGGAAACCACCAGAAGAGUUCCAGGCGAUACGAUGGCUAGAAUAUAUGCAGAACUGGUUGCCCAGCAAGAAGCAACCGGCACCCAGCUGGCGACGGUACUCCUUACAAAGAAUCGAGGCCACAUAAUAGCUUUCAUUGUGCUUUUCUUAAUCUUAAUAAGGGCAAUUAUACUUCGCAGAGAGAGAGAGCGCAAAAAGAAGGUUGAAGAAGAAGUUAAACCCCCCCGAGGGGAACCCCAACCGAAAGAGGAAGCAGGAAGCGAAGAAGGAAAAGUAGAAGAAGAAAAAGAAAAGGACGAGGAACACGCAGAAAAAGAGAAAGAAAAAGCAGAAAAAGAAAAGGCAGAAGACACAGAAGAAGAAGAAGAAGAAGAGGAGGAAGAAGAAGAAGAAGAGGAAGAAGAAGAAGAAGAAGACGAAGAAGAGGAAGCGGAAGAAGAUGAUGAAGGAAAAGAAAAAGAUAAGGAAAAGGAAAAGGAAGAAGAAGAAGAGAAAAAAGAAAAGGCAGAAAAAGAAGAAGAAGAGGAGGAAGAAGAAGAAGAAGAAGGGGAAGAAGAAGAAGAAGCAGAAGAAAAGCCUGUUCUAAAAGAUGAAUAUCCACUGGAGGAGGUAGUUUUGCCGCCAGAGGAACCUCCGAAAGAAAUACCUCUGCCACAAAUGCCUAUGCCACAAAUACCCGUGCCGAUACCGGGGCUUAAACCAACAGCUGAAGCUCCACCUGAAAAACAACCAGAGGAUCCUGGUGGCGAUGGAAUACCAGAUGAAGAGUUCAUAGAGAGGCCGAUAACUCGUUCGAGGACUCGAAAGGACUUUCUCCGGAAGGAGGUGCCUCCUCCCGAGGCCCCUACCCAGGUGCAGCCAGGUCCAGCGCCUGGCGUGCCAGAAGUGGCGUAUGUGGAGCCUCCUGUCCCUCCAGCAGUCGUCACUGUGCCGCCCCACGAAAUCCCACAACCCACACCUGUCCCGGGGUUCCCGGUCGAUGGGGAAAUGCAAAGGUUGAGGGCUCGGCGGAGCCUCGUCAGCAGUCUGGUAGACGUUGCGAGCAGGAUGGCAGAUGAAUUACCAGGCGAUGAGGCACAAAAUAUUGUCAAGGAAUUAAAGAAGAAGUUGCGAACUGCUGAAAGGGCAGAAAGGGAAUACGAAACUGCAGAGGGUCGCAGCGAUCCGAACCUUCCAAGCAUUCGGAAUAAGGCCAUCCAUGUAAUAAACUCAUCCAUUGAAGGGUCCCGCAUUGGUCUAUUGCAGUUGGUAAAUAUGGCAAAGCCUUACGGUGAGCAAAUGUACGCGCGCUGCUCUGGGAGGCAUUUUCUUACGAAUGUCGAGCGUUUGUGGGAGCAACUGGAGAAAUGCCGAGAUACAACGCCGGUUAAGGUAUCUAUAGAGACUCUGGGUUUGCUGAGAAAUGUCUCUGUAACUCUGAAACAGGAGAAUGAUGACCAGCUUAGGAUCUUGAGGUCAGCACAAUUCGUAAACGAGUACGAACCGUAUACUUUCGUGGAUAUUUACACAGCCAUCGUUGCCAUGAAGUUUAGAAUGGAAACUGUGGAGCGCUUGGCUGCGCUGGACAAAGCACUGAAAGAAGAUAUUCUAGAUUUCCAAAAGACUUGGAUGAAAGGGAUUCUUCAGGUCAACCGGAUACCGCUCGAGGUGGAUGCAACGUUGGUUCGGAAACUCCAUAUGCUAUUGUUAAAGAGUCGCCGAGCACCUGGGGGGAUGCCACCUUCUGGAAUAACAGACGCAGAUAUACAAUCCGUCCAAGAUAUCUUUGUUCAGCAAGAUGCGUUUCUGCAAGCUCUGGAUACUGCGCAGGACUACACUGCUGUUUCCGCUGCGUACGAAAGCGCGAAGCUGUUCAACGAAAAGCUCAAAUACUUAUUGGAUGUGCAAAAGAACAAGUUGCAUGCAACUCUGGAGCGCCAUCCGCUCACCAAGGAAGAGGCGAGCGCUGCGAAUGAGGCCAUGGCAAAAAUUGCUGAAGUUGCCAUCGACGACGGCGAAGAGUGCUGGCGUUACUUGCAGAUUGUGAAUUCAGAUAUUAGCGGGAAAUAUGAAGAGGCACCCGGCGUAUCUGCCAGCAAGGUGUUGCGGCAAAUGCUAACCACCAAGAAAAAGGCCGGCACUGCUGAGUCAGGAGAGGCUGCUAUAAACCCUGACAGCGCUGUCGCGACUGCUGUGAAGCAGUAUUUCUCCGGGCGGUGGCAGCACAUAGACACUACGGCGAGGGACCAUUGGAUGAAGGCGCAAGAUAUGCUCGAAAAGGCGAAGAAGGGAGCAAAGUACAAACUCGAUAAACCGGGAUUUGGAUCCACUGCACUGGAUGUGAAGACGAACCUGAGGGUGGAGUUAGCGAGGACGAGAACAGAGGGAGCAUCUCCGUCGAAGCUAUUGCAAUAUUUUAAUAGAUUAGCAAAGGAAUUUGAGUCGUAUGAUGAAACGCUAAAGGGUGUAUUCAUAUAUAAACUAGAAACACCGGAGUGGAGUCAGGUAGAAAUUCUGAAGGAGAAGUAUGACUCUGAAAAGGAACUGGCCAGGGACAGUCAAAGCUCUGCCGUGGUACCUGGACAUGCAGACACAAUUUUACAGACGUGCUUGCAAAUCCGGACGCUGUUCGAAUCAGCGAGGUCUGCUCAGUUUAAACAGGCAAUGAAGAAGGCGCUCGCUGAUCUUCAUGGUGCAGCGCAGGGUUAG
Eimeria mitis is the source of this 2829-nucleotide messenger RNA. RefSeq lists its product as uncharacterized. The record is from RefSeq and is a predicted model, not a curated record. The transcript is spliced from 2 exons. Bases 1 to 2829 code for a protein of 942 amino acids. Lineage: Eukaryota; Apicomplexa; Conoidasida; Eucoccidiorida; Eimeriidae.